AUGGGUGAGCCAACGACCAUCAAUGAAAUGUACAAGCUACUACAAGGUGACAACCAAAAGCAAACCGAGUUGUUAACUGGAAAAAUAUUGAAAAGCGAAAAUAAUAUUAAACUUCAGAUUAAAAAAUCUAACCAGAAACUGGAAAUUCUAAAAGAAAACCAAAUUGUACUGGAAAGAAAAAUUAGAAGGAACAACAUCAUAUUUUUUGGUUUUAAAUCUGCAAAUCAAAGAACCCUAAUACAAGACGUGAUUGCUAAAUUAAAUGAUAUUUUUUCACUAAAAAUUAUACUUACGGAUAUAAACAAUAUAUACCGACUCGGAAAAGGUGAUGACGCACCGGUUUUGAUCGAAUUUAUUUCAUUUCUUAAGAAAUCAGAGAUAUUCGAAAAUCCUGAAAAACUGCGCAGUUUAAAAAACACGCAAUAUGCUAUUUCAAAUGAUCUUUGCGAGGAAGAUCGAAAAACUCAAAAAAUUCUGCGAAAACAUUUGAAACAGGCAAAAGAAGAGAACAAGGUAGCGAAAAUACGUGGACUUAGACUAGAAAUCAACAACACUCUUUACACAGUUGAAGAGUUGGAACAACUGUCAGAAAGCGAAACAGAGGCAAGCAGUUCAGACGAAUCAGACAGUUCACAAACUACAGAACAAGGACAAAAAAUUCAUAAUUCGAGGCAGAAUAAAAAUAAGCGGAAAAAUAAGAAAAGUCCAGGUGGAGUAAAAACUCGAUCAAACAAGAAGAAAAAGCACUAA
Molecule: messenger RNA, 750 nt
Organism: Ceutorhynchus assimilis (cabbage seed weevil)
Lineage: Eukaryota; Metazoa; Arthropoda; Insecta; Coleoptera; Curculionidae
Source: the annotation of a GenBank genome assembly